AAUAUCAAAUCACGCGGACACCCCAUGGUAGUCCAACAUGAAGUCGAAAAGAGGCGUAUAAAAGGAAUGAAGACGUCAUGUAAAGCAGUAUAGUAUGUCGUACAACCUGUUUGGUCACGUGGUGGAUUCCUGUCCUCUCAAUCAGACAGAGUUUACUGCAGCCGCGACCAGACUGAACUGUACCGUGGAUACGAAUGGACGGAAUCAGUAUACAUGUGUUCCUAAGUUUGAUUUGACGGCGAUAAUAGAAUUCUGCUAUAAUUAUACUGUAGCAUUAUACACAAAAGGCACUUGUCUAGGGGAAAUAAAGAAUGGACGCCUGGACACAAUCAACUGUAGUCAGUUCACGGAGGGUUGUCCAAGUGACAAUUACCAAGGAAAUGAACUGUAUAGAUUUCCGCCUUGCUUCAAAAUCAAUACAGAACAGCGAUGUUUCUAUGCAGACCCCUCUUGUCCGAACGAAACGAGGACCUUUACUACUGAGGAUGGAACGAUUCCCACAACAACAUUGAUGACCGUCUUCAAUACAACUACAAAUAUAACGAGUACACUUAACACGCCUGUAGAACAAGGAACUGCCGACGUAGUGACGAUCAUUGGAAGUGUCGUGGCAGUCAUAUUAUUUGUAAUUUGCAUUUUAUCAGCAGUCAAAUACUGGAUACGAUGGAGAGAAAAGAAGAAAUACUCACGCGUAUUUCGUGAGGAUCCAGAGCUGGUUGAAUUGAACAAAGAUCCAGAGCGGGCUGAAAUUGAGUUAGAUCGGAUAAAGCGUCGUCUUGGAGAGUACAGCACAUGGAGAACACCUAUUUCAGAUAAUUUCUCCUCACUAUCUGAUGACGAGGUGUGCGUGUUAUUCUGUUUUCUGUGCUCUGACAUUACUGAUACAGACUGGCUGGAUAUUCAUAAUAAGAUACGAGUAAUGGUGCACGGUAAGGCCAGUGUAACUAGCGAGGAGGCACAGCGGACUCUGGACGAACUGAAGUCACGUGGAUUUCUUUGGGAUCAGGACGGAGUAAACAUCGCUGAUGACACCAAGGACGAAACCAUGUACCGUGUUACAGAACGUGCUUCACUUUCCUUCGUGUAUUAUUUAUCUAGUUUUACUACAGCAGUGAGGUAUCUGAGAUCGGAAAGAUACACCAGGAAGUCUGGAGAAAAAUGUGUCAUUAGUGACGACUCGCUCUGUGAUUCCUUACUCAUACGCCGUCUACAGAUGGACAUACUGACCCGCGUCACCAUGGAGGACACGCGUAUCUGUGAUGAAGUGUCACGUUACUUGAACAUCCUUCUAGAUAAAGUACGCAUGCGUGAGGGUGAACGAGGAGCGUUUUUAGAGGAAUUGCAGCAGACUGGGGAGUGUGUACAAUACAGAGGCGGAUUACAGGGCAGUGUACAACACGUCAAGUGGCUCUGGAAAUACAGAUUUAACGCGAGACCUGACAUCGUGAGAUCCUGUAUAGGUCUCCACCCACACUGGGAUAUUUACAUAAUUGACAACACGGCUUACAGAAAACACAGUCAGUACCACGACCUUCCUCCAGCUGAACGUUGUCUCCUGUACUGUCUUCUGAUGGUGGACGACUACACCGUCAAGGUCAAGGACGAAUCUAACAUCAAGGUGUACAAUGCAAUCAGAGAACGAUAUUUUACACAAUUACCUGUUUGUGAGGAAAUGACCGCCGCCAACAAUCACGGGGAAAUCAUUCACGUAGAAAAGGACAUGAUCAAGUUUAAAUCAGACGACAUCCGACAUGACGUCAUGUACGCGUUCGUUACGGAAUGUCUGGUGGAGGACAGUGAUCUGAGGUUUUUCCUGACUAAGGCGUCAUGUAACGUGAAAUCAGAUUACUGUCGGUCUUGGGGUUAUAAGAGGAAUGAGGGAGAGAGAUGCCUGUAUAUACCGGAUAAACCGGAGGAGAUGUAUGACCUGUUCAUAGACGGACUACAGUUGGAAAUCCUCACACACAGUGCUAUGUCAGACGGGGAAAUUCAUGGCAGGGUCACUAAACGUUUGAACAUCCCUGUUAUGAGUGAUGUAGAAAGAAGAAAGUUUUUAAAGGACUUACAACAGACUGGGGAGUGUGCAAAAUAUAGAGGUGGGUCACAGGACAGUGCACAACACGUCGACUGGCUUUGGAGAAACGGCCGUAAAACGAGACCUGACAUCGUGAGAUCCUGCAUAGGUCUCCACACAUACUAUGAUAUUUACAUCAUCAACAACACGACUUACAGAAAACACAGUCAGUACCACGACCGUCCUCCAGCUGAACGUUGUCUCCUGUACUGUCUUCUGAUGGUGGACGAGUACACCGUCAAGGUCAAGGACGAAUCUCACAUCAAGAUGUACAAUGCGAUCAGAGAACGAUACUUUACAGAAGUACCUGUUUGUGAGGAAAUUACCCCAACUAACAAUUUCGAAGGGAUAGUUCAUAUAGAAAACGACGUAAUCAAGUUUAAAACAGACGACACCCGACAUGACGUAAUGAACGCGUUUGUUACGGAGUGUCUGGUGGAGGACAGUGAUCUGAAGUUUUUCCUGACCAAGGCGUCAUGUCACGUGAUAUCAGAAUACUGCCGGUCGUGGUAUUAUAAUAGGAGAAAGGGAGAACGAUGUCUGUAUAUACCAGAGGAACCGAAUGCGAUGUACGAGCUGUUCAUAGACAGACUACAGCUGGACAUCCUCACACACUGUACCGUGUCAGACAGGGGGAUUCAUGACAGGAUCAGUAAGCAUUUGCGCAUUCCCCGAGAAGUGAUAUCAUGGAGUGACGAGGCAAGACGGAGAUUCGUAGACAAUUUUCGUAAAGGCAGCAUUGAAAUGUUCCGUGCUAGAGGUAUGAUUGUUGGCUGUGCCGGGGCAGGCAAGACGACCAUUCUCAGACGACUUCAACGGAAACAGACAACAAACAUGAAUACUAACACUGAAACUACAAUUGGCCUGGAAGUCCAUGAUGACAUGUUUGAAAUAAUUUCGGACAACUUAGAAGGCGAGUUUACUCUUUGUACUGAUAAUCUAUGCACAUUACUUGAUUGUCCAUUAGAUUUAUAA
Messenger RNA from Ostrea edulis (European flat oyster), 3049 nucleotides. RefSeq lists its product as uncharacterized. The record is from RefSeq and is a predicted model, not a curated record. Lineage: Eukaryota; Metazoa; Mollusca; Bivalvia; Ostreida; Ostreidae. The coding region runs from base 95 to 3049 and encodes 984 amino acids. The transcript has 14 exons.